Messenger RNA from Dimorphilus gyrociliatus, 1061 nucleotides. Lineage: Eukaryota; Metazoa; Annelida; Polychaeta; Dinophilidae. The record is from the annotation of a GenBank genome assembly.
AUUAUGACUCCCAGGAAUUAGGCAUACCCAGCUUAUUUUUCUGAUAUUUCCGGCUGGUAAAUUUUUACCUUUCCUCUAUUUGGUCGUUGUUUGAUAAAGUAAAUUUAUCUACCAUGCAAGACGCCAUUAAUUUAGUGAAAGGAAAAUUUUUGGGGAUAGCUGAGUCAUUUACGCCCAUCUUAAAGGAAUCGAAGUUCAAGGAGACAGGUGUUUUGACACCAGAAGAAUUUGUAGCAGCCGGCGAUCAUCUUGUGCAUCAUUGCCCAACAUGGAGUUGGAAGUCUGGAGAAAUAUCAAAGCGCAAACCUUACCUACCUGAUGAUAAACAGUUUCUUUUUACAAAAAAUGUACCUUGUCAUAAGAGGGUAAAACAAAUUGAAAACCAUCAAUCGGAGAAUGAAAGAAUCAUCGAAGAAGACGACGAGGAUGGCGGUUGGGUUGAUACUCAUCAUCUAUCUGACUCUAGUGACAUUGCUGGAGCAACGACUGCAAUUGCAGAAAUGGGAGUAAAUGAUAAGGAAAGAAUUGAUCAAAUUGCCAAUUAUGACGACGAUGACGACGAUGAUGAUGAAGGAUCGGCCGUUGAUAUGGAAGAAUUUGAAAAAUCCGGAAAGCUGGAUGAAGAAGAGGAUAAUACUAUAUUUCAGUCAAAACCUAAAGAAGAACCGAGCCAAUCGACAAGUGGAAUUCUGCAGACCAGAACUUACGACUUGUAUAUCACAUACGACAAAUACUACCAAACUCCUCGUCUUUGGCUUUCAGGAUAUGACGAACAAAAGAAACCGCUAAGCGAUAAACAAAUGUACGAGGAUUUUAGUCAAGAUCACGCUAAGAAAACCGUUACUUUGGAAACUCAUCCUCACUUGAACGGCGCUUCUAUGGCUAGUGUUCACCCAUGCAGACAUGCUGAGGUGAUGAAAAGAUUAAUUGAAAACUGUGCUGAAGGAGGAACUGAAUUGGGUGUUCAUAUGUAUUUGAUGAUAUUUUUAAAAUUCGUUCAAGCUAUUAUACCAACAAUCGAAUAUGAUUAUACAAGGCAAAUAUUCAAUAUCGGAACUUGA